GCCAGGAGGAGGGGCCUCUUCGAGAGCUGAGAGAAGCAGGGGCAGCACCUCCCCAAAGGCGGUUCCCGCGGACCCCUGAGACCACGGCCCAGACGCAGGGUGGCUGGAGGGAAGUGAGAGGUGAACCCAGCCUGGCCUGGCUGGCUGGCUGAGGCCCUCUGUCCCCCACUUUCCUGGACUGCUGAGGGCAAUGGCUGUGGCCCAGCAGCUGCGGGCUAAGAGCGACUUUCAACAGCUUCCUGAUGACGUCGCCAUCUCAGCCAACAUCGCCGACAUCGAGGAGAAGAGGGGCUUCACCAGCCACUUUGUUUUUGUCAUCGAGGUGAAGACAAAAGGGGGCUCCAAGUACCUCAUCUACCGCCGCUACCGCCAGUUCUACGCCUUGCAGAGCAAGCUGGAGGAGCGGUACGGGCCGGACAGCAAGAGCAGCCCCUUGACCUGUAGCCUGCCCACCCUCCCAGCCAAAGUCUAUGUGGGUGUGAAACAGGAGAUCGCUGAGAUGCGGAUACCUGCCCUCAACGCCUACAUGAAGGGCCUCCUCAGCCUGCCCAUCUGGGUGCUGAUGGACGAAGACGUCCGGAUCUUCUUCUAUCAGUCGCCCUACGACUCGGAGCAGGUGCCCCAGGCUCUCCGCCGGCUCCGCCCACGCACCCGGAAAGUCAAGAGCGAGUCCCCACAAGGUGCCACCUUAGACCGCCUGGAAGCUCCGAGAGCAGAGGCCCUGUUUGACUUCACCGGGAACAGCAAACUGGAGCUGAAUUUGAAAGCUGGAGAUGUGAUUUUCCUUCUCAGUCGGGUCAACAAAGACUGGCUGGAGGGCACCGUCCGGGGCGCCACAGGCAUCUUCCCGCUGUCCUUUGUGAAGAUCCUCAAGGACUUCCCCGAGGAGGACGACCCCACCAACUGGCUGCGCUGCUAUUACUACGAGGACACCAUCAGCACCAUCAAGGACAUCGCCGUGGAGGAAGACCUCAGCAGCACGCCACUCUUCAAGGACCUGCUGGAGCUCAUGAGGCGGGAGUUCCAGAAGGAGGACAUUGCCCUGAAUUACCGGGAUGCCGACGGGGACCUGGUCCGGCUGCUCUCGGAUGAGGAUGUGAGGCUCAUGGUGAGGCGGGCCCAGGCCCUUCCCUCCCAGAAGCGCCUCUUCCCCUGGAAGCUGCACGUCACCCAGAAGGACGACUACAAGGUCUACAACACAGUCCCCUGAGCAGAUGGUGUCCCUGGGACAGUGAGGGGACAUCUGCAGAAACAUCCAUUUGAGAAAGAUUAAACAGACCUCAAAAUGUCUGUCCACACAAAUCCGAUUGUUUGGCUUCUAACGUGUUGCCCAACCAGACUCAUGGAGAGCUCCGGCUGCUGCGUAACAACCAGCCCCUACACAGGACACACCCUGCAAAGAGCCUCACCAGACAGAGGGGGGUUCCCCAAUGGCCUCCCACUCUCCCCCUCCCACACAUGGUCAGGGCUGUGGCCAGAAUCCUCUUGGCCUCAUUUCAGAAUUGUUCUGGGGUGCAGAGGUGAUGCUGCUGUUGGAAUGCUAAGCCCUGGGGAGGCGCUGAGGUGGGGAGUUGGGACCAGGGCUCCUGUGCGAGGUCAAGACGAUGAGGUGAUCCUGGGACAGUGACAGAAGCAGAAGAAGAAAAGUGUCCCCCUGGAGUAAAGUGUUCCCAGUUUAGGAUGAUGUGAGUCACUCAGAUUAAGAUGAAGCAAAAAGCUUGUUGUCAAAACCAACAAAUUUCUGUGAGUGAGAAUAGACAAUAACAAUAAACAAUUGCUUUAGAGUCCCAGGGAUUAUGGAUUAUUGAACGGCAUGGCUACAAUGUUUAAAGAAAUAAAGAAUAAAGUCAUCACAAUAAACAAGCUAACAAGAA
This is a messenger RNA of Artibeus jamaicensis (Jamaican fruit-eating bat), 1874 nucleotides long. RefSeq names its product neutrophil cytosolic factor 4 (gene NCF4). NCBI's taxonomy places the organism in Eukaryota, Metazoa, Chordata, Mammalia, Chiroptera, Phyllostomidae. Gene Ontology annotation, biological process: respiratory burst; superoxide anion generation; phagocytosis. Gene Ontology annotation, cellular component: NADPH oxidase complex. The coding region runs from base 191 to 1210 and encodes 339 amino acids. Gene Ontology annotation, molecular function: phosphatidylinositol binding; protein binding; superoxide-generating NADPH oxidase activator activity. The transcript is spliced from 10 exons. The record is from RefSeq and is a predicted model, not a curated record.